GGGGGGCGUGGGGGUGAGGAUUCAACUUAACUGAAGACAAGGAAAUAACUUUUACCAGUUUGCCUCUCGUCGGGAUGCUUCCUGCUCAAGAAGCGGCCAAGAUCUACCACACCAACUACGUGCGCAACGCCCGGGCCAUGGGCGUCAUGUGGCAGGUGUUCACCGUCACCUUCGCGGUCAUCAUGGUGGUGGUGUUCAUCCAGCCCUACUGGAUCGGGGACAGCGUGAACACGCCGCAGGCCGGCUACUUCGGCCUGUUUCACUACUGCAUCGGGAACGCGCUCACCUCGGAGCUCACCUGCAAAGGGAGCGCGCUGGACUUCGGCUCCAUCCCGUCCGGGGCCUUCAAGACAGCCAUGUUCUUCGUGGGCAUCUCCAUGCUGCUGAUCGUGGGAAGCAUCGUCUGCUUCAGUCUCUUCUUCUUCUGCAACGCCGGGAGCGUCUACAAGAUCUGCGCCUGGACGCAGCUGGCCUCCAGUACGUGCAUGGUGAUCGGCUGCAUGAUCUACCCCGACGGCUGGGACUCGGAGGAAGUGAAGCGCAUGUGUGGCCAGCGGACUGACAAAUACACCCUGGGCAACUGCACGGUGCGCUGGGCCUACAUCCUGGCCAUCAUCAGCAUCAUGGACUCGCUCAUCCUGUCCUUCCUCGCCUUCAGCCUGGGCAGCCGGCAGGACAAGCUGCUGCCAGAGGACUUCCAGGUUGAGGGGAAGGAUAACGCAUAGAUCCGUGGUGAACACAAUGAGGAGAUGCAACCAGCUCAACUCCCAAAGAGUUUACAAGCAGUUUUCCAGAAACGACUCCAACAGAGCGAUGGUGUUCCACUGACCUCUGGCUUCCUGGACUCCGUUGUCUCACGUCUACUCCUCUCAUGUGUUAGGGAGGGAUGGACGGUACUUGAAGGGACACUCCUCUUGUACCCCCUCCAAUACUUGUGGAGGGCGAACAUCCGGGGACGUUUCACUCCUGGACAUUUCAUCUCCACAGUUUGACAUCUGGAAAUAUGUGUUGAAAUAUGAGUCGUUGUUAGUGACGACAUUUGCUGCGUUUCCAUUACAAAUGUAUACAUAUCUUUAUUUAUAAUCCACUGAAGCUGAAAAACCACAACUUCUCAACUAGUGCUUCCAUUAAAUGAGAGGUGAAAUCAAAAUCACAUUUGAAUGACUGAACACGUGCACAAACUUUUUCCAUGAGUGAUUUUGACUUCAUCUCUAUUGCAGCCAUUUUUAAUUAGCUUAAGAUCGCAUGCCUCUGAUGCUGGGAGAGAAGAACAAUGUCAUUGUUUUAACUGCAGCAAAAUUGACAUGAGGUUAUAUAUUCUAAAAAUAGAUGAAAACAUAAGACAUUAAACAAGUUAAUAUUCAA
This is a messenger RNA of Poecilia reticulata (guppy), 1365 nucleotides long. It is a transcript of the gene lhfpl5a, whose product is annotated as LHFPL tetraspan subfamily member 5a. Gene Ontology annotation, cellular component: plasma membrane. Gene Ontology annotation, biological process: detection of mechanical stimulus involved in sensory perception; sensory perception of sound. Lineage: Eukaryota; Metazoa; Chordata; Actinopteri; Cyprinodontiformes; Poeciliidae. The record is from RefSeq and is a predicted model, not a curated record.